This is a messenger RNA of Olea europaea var. sylvestris, 1032 nucleotides long. Its product is annotated as mitochondrial import inner membrane translocase subunit TIM22-4. The transcript has 5 exons. The record is from RefSeq and is a predicted model, not a curated record. The coding region runs from base 269 to 781 and encodes 170 amino acids. Gene Ontology annotation, cellular component: TIM22 mitochondrial import inner membrane insertion complex. Gene Ontology annotation, biological process: protein insertion into mitochondrial inner membrane. Gene Ontology annotation, molecular function: transmembrane protein transporter activity. Lineage: Eukaryota; Viridiplantae; Streptophyta; Magnoliopsida; Lamiales; Oleaceae.
CGACCCGCCGGUCCCAUUGCCAACCCUAAUUUCUUUUCUUCCAUUUUCUAUCUUUUCAGUUAAUAAUAUUUUCUAUAUUCUUUUGGUCGUAGAACAUAAUUACCACUUUUGAAGGCUUAUAUGCUGGGCCAAAACCCUAACUUUCUUUAAACCCAUCUCCCAGGGUGUUCUGCCGAGUCUCAAGAUUAUCGAAUAUCAUUUUGAGGGUCUAUCAGAAUGGUAUUUCCAUCUGCAAAUUUAAUAGGCUACUCUCAAACAGAUCACUAGCAUGAGUACCAAUCCAGACAAUGAAUCGCAGAAUACUUCUUCAAGUUCACAAGAUGCACCAAAGCCACAGAUUGAAACAAUUCGCCUGCCCACAGUUGAGGAAAUACGGGGUCAGGACAUUUGGAACAAUUGUGCCGUUCGCAGCGUUGUUAGUGGAGUCAUGGGAGGUGGGUUGGGGUUGUUUAUGGGCCUGUUUCUCGGUGCACUGGAUAAUCCAAUAAUGCAAGAUGAAAUGACUGGAAGGCAGCAGUUUAUAUACACUGCAAAGCAGAUGGGUCGAAGGAGCUGGAAUUCCUGUAAAACCUUUGCUGUUAUGGGUUUCAUCUUCUCUGCUGCAGAAUGUGUCAUUGAAAAGGCCCGGGCCAAGCAUGACAUGACAAAUACAGUUGUUGCGGGAUGUGUAACUGGAGGCACAAUAUCUGCUAGAGGGGGUCCAAAAGCGGCAUGUGCUGGUUGUGCUGGUUUUGCUGCAUUUUCAGUCCUGAUAGAGAAAUUCCUAGAUAGACACGAUUGAAGCCAACGGAACAUUCAGUUUUGCUGGCAUAGUUCAUGAAUUUGAGACGGGAAUUUAAGACCCAUCUAUACAAUUCUUUUUAAUAGUUUUUCCCUUGCCCAGUUACAACUUAAUUAUAUUUUGUAGCCUUCGAGGGAUGUAAAAUGUGUUUCAUAAACACUAGCUAUUCCAUUUUGUAAUCGUUUCAAAUGACCUUAGACAAAUUUGCCUUUCAUAUUCGGAAAAUUCAGUUGAGAUCACAUGAUAUUACA